GGGGGGACGGGUGCAGGGAGGGCGCUAGUUUAGAAGAUGCUCUCUGAAGAGCAGGGUCUUCAGGAGUUUCUUGAAACUUGAAAAGGAAGCUCCUGUUCUGGUAGUGCUUGGAAGGUCAUUCCACAUUUGUGGAAUGAUUCAUUCGCCUCUUUCAAGCUGAAAUCACCAGUAAGUUCAGGUUUUAUUACGCUUUUAUCCAAACCAACAGCAAUACAGUGAAUGAGCCAAAGCAUGAAAACAAAUGCAUACAUGUGGAGAAAACAGUCCCAACUGCAACAUCAAAUUAACCUUUUUAGAAAACAUUUUUUCUUCAUAGACUUCAUGUUUCAGUUAAAUAUUUACUAUUAAAAACAGAACAUAAGGGACAGCAAAAAGUAGAUAAUUAAAAUCUUUAGAACAUUUUUCAUACAAGUCCCAAAAUCUCAUGAUCACCUUCUGCUCCAAUAGGAGAUGUAAUGUUCAAUGUUUUAUUUACUCUGGACCCAUUUACUACAGAUGAUUAAAUCUAGUAGUUUGCAACAUACCAGUUAGGCAUUGCUUAAUCCAAGAUCAAAUUAAUCUUUAAUCCUAUAAGAAAAAACAAUUUCAGCAUCUAAACCCGAGUUUCGGCCUAGUAAAUGGGAUUAGUUGAGAACAAAUUGUCCUGAUCAUAAAUUGGUGUUUUCUUUUCACUUUGAUUUCUUUUACAAGUUACAGAUUUGUGAUAAUCCAGAACAAGGAGAAAUAAGUCAAAGUCCAAACUGUCAGUAAGUCAUCUUGAGAUCUGCGUUUUAAAAAGACCACAGCUGGAUUUCCUGCAGACGGUCAGCCAUCAUGGAGCCAUGUCCCUCGGUCUGCAUCCUGCUGCUGCUGUGUUUGGGAAGGAGCGCUAACGGAGGAAAGGUUUUGGUGUGGUACACUGAGGGAAGCCACUGGAUUAACAUGAAGCCGGUUCUGGAGACGCUGGUGGACAGAGGACACCAGGUGACCGUCCUGGUCCCCAGCAUAUCGAUGUUCAUGACCAGUGACCAAUCGCUCUUCCACUACGAAGCUUUUAACGUCUCACUUUCCUUGGAAGUUUUUGAAGCAUUCCUUGACAAAUUCAUUCACUUCACCAUCUAUGAAAUGGAUUACAUGAACUACUUUCAGAUUUACAGCAAAUUUAUGGAUUUACUGAAGAUCAACAUACAGUUUUCUCUGAAGUUUUUGGAUGGUGUGGUGAAAUCAGAAACCAUGCUGAAGAAGCUGAAGGGGGACAACUAUGACAUGCUCCUUGCUGAUCCCAUCUUUCCUGGAAGUGAUUUGACUGCAGACAUGUUGGGGAUCCCUCUGUUCCUAUCCUUGCGUUUUUCCGUAGCUCAUAACUGGGAAAGACUGUGUGCCCAGCUACCUGCCCCACCUUCAUUUGUUCCAGCUGUCUUGAGCAAACUGACAGAUAAGAUGACCUUCUCAGAGAGAGUUUUCAACUUUCUCUUUUAUCCCCUGCAGGACAUAGUGAUGGAAAAAUGCAUUUGGAAAGAGUUGGAUGAAUAUUAUUCCCAUGUCAGAGGAACCCACACCAGUGCCUGUGAGAUGAUGGGUAAUGCAGACAUCUGGUUGAUGAGAACCUACUGGGAUUUUGACUUUCCUCGUCCGUUCCUUCCCAACUUUAAAUUUGUUGGUGGAGUCCACUGCAGACCUGCUAAACCAUUACCGAAGGACAUAGAAGAGUUUGUCCAAAGCUCUGGAGAUGCUGGGAUUGUAGUCUUCUCAUUGGGAUCUCUGGUCAAGAAUCUGACCACAGAGAAGGCAAACAUGAUCGCUUCAGGCCUCGCUCAGGUCCCACAGAAAGUGCUGUGGAGAUACAGAGGUGAAAAACCUGAAUCUUUAGGUUCCAACACUAAACUUUAUGACUGGAUUCCACAGAACGACCUGCUGGGUCACCCGAAAGCGAGAGCUUUUAUCACUCAUGGUGGUGCAAAUGGAGUCUAUGAAGCCAUCUACCACGGCAUUCCCAUGGUGGGAAUUCCCCUGUUUGCUGACCAGCCGGACAACAUGUUACACAUGAAGGCCAAAGGAGCUGCAGUCACCGUGAAGUUUAACCAAAUGAAAUCAGAAGACCUCAGAGAUGCGAUCAACACGAUCAUAAGGGACAAAUCCUACAAAGAAAGUGCUAUGAGACUGUCCAGAAUCCACCACGACAGACCCAUGAGUCCUCUGGACGAGGCGGUUUUCUGGAUCGAGUUCACCAUGAGACACAAAGGAGCAAAGCACCUGAGGGUCCAGGCCCACGAGCUCACCUGGUACCAGUAUCACAGCCUGGAUGUCCUGAGCUUCCUGCUCUCUGUGUUUCUGCUGCUCCUGCUCCUCCUCGUCAAGACCUGCAGGUUCUGUUUCCGGAGGUGCUGCUGCAGAAGGAAGACCAAGAGGAAGGCUGAAUAACAGCCUAAAGGAGAGCUGCACAAAUGAAUACGAUUCAACAUGGAACAGUCUUUUUAUCCCACUGUGGCUUUUUAUAAACAUGAAAUUUUUGCUUUCAAAGAUCAUCUUCACCUUUACGUUUAAUUACUGAUACAUGAAAGUUUACACAAGUUAAAAGAAAAUAAACCAGAUCAUCUUCAGCGUUGCCUUUUCCAAAUUUCCCCCACAAAAACAUCUAAUCUGACACCUUCACUGCUAAAAUUUAUGUUGUGAAUUUACAGUAAAUAAUUGGAUACAUUUUGCAUGAUUUUCACAGUAAGAAUUACAACAAUAUACUGUGAAAAUACAGCAAUUCACUGCAAUAUAAUGUCUGUGACAUUACAAGGCUCUUUUGUAAAUGCACAACUGUAUACUGUAAAUUUACAGCUUCAGUGACAAAUCAAUUACUGUGAUAUCACAGUAAAUUAUUGGGGAAUUACCAUUGUUUGCUGUACAUUAUUACAACAAGACCCUGUACUUUUCCACUGAGUACUGUGAAGUUCAUGUACAAUAGUGAUGUGUCGGUCGUGAACAAACCGACUCCAAGAGCCGGCGACGAGAGCCGGCUCAUCAUUGGGAGCCGCCCCCUCCCUUUUGUUUUGGUGAAAGCUACAGGCGAUUGGUCAACAUGUGUAACUGCGUGUCCAGACUGUCCACACACAGAGCAGUAGGGGCGGGGAAGACUCAGACACACAGCAGAGCACAUGGAGACGAGAGGGAAUGAGGAGGAUGAAAAAGACGAGCGAGAGAGGAGAGUGCGAUGAUGACGGUGAGAAAAUGAGCGCCAGCAGUUGGAAAGUUGAGAUUUCUUAAAGCGUUCAGUUAAUAAAUGAUAAAUAUUUGAUAUAUUGCAUUUGUUACAUUAGUAAAUAAUUUUACAUAUAGUUUAGCAUUAUUUUUGGUGAUAAUACUUUACGCAACAGAAAAUCUGGGGAGCCACUUGGGAGCUAAAAGAACUGACUCUCUAGAAAGAGCCAGAAUUCCCAUCACUAAUGUUCAAGUUGACAUUAAUUAACAGUGAAUUUACAGUAACUAAUUGAAUACAUUUUGCAUGACUUCCACAAAUUACAGUAUAUUACAGCAUUACAGUAAUAGAAUGUGAACUAACUCACAGCAUAGUACUGUAAUUUUACGUCAAUGAAGUCACAAGACUUUGUUGUAAAAACACAGCUGUGCCUCUAGUGGGAACCUCUGCUUUACUGUAAACAGUGGAACGGCACGGCGGUCCCAUUCCUUCGACAACCUUCCUUACUUAUGGUGCCACCAUGACAACAACAAAUAACUGCACCUUUGCAACACUGAACAAAGAAAUAACUAAGAACACCACAAGUCUCCCAAUAAAUCUACAUAAACACAACAAAACAGAACAAAAUAACUAUAAGUAGUUGACUACCCACAAUGCACCUUGCCCACUGCAUCUUUCAGAGUGGGUGGGUCAUUUUUAAAUGUAUAAAUUGCAGUUUUAGGUUGACUAAACUCUGGUCAUUCACCUAAAACUUCAAACAUGGGGUAGUAAGCUUGCUUGUUAGAACUUCAGUGCAGCGGAGUUCUUCCUCUUUGUUCUGUGCUUCUCUGUUCCUUCUCUAAAGAGUCAGAGCUCCUCAAUAGCACCCGGUCAAAACUGGUAUGAAACAGGUUUUGGUGGGUGCAACCAGGCACACUUAAUUAUUUAAGUAAUUUGAGCUCAAACAUAUUGGUACAAUAAGAUAGGUCAUUCAAAGGUACAGUUUACUGUAAUUAAAAACAAUAACGUGUUUAAAUAAUCGGAACUCAGUUUGUUUAAGUUGAGUACUGAUUGAACUUAAAAAACAAGUACAAUAAGAAAGGACACAAAAAGGCUCAGCUAACUAAGCAUUAACAAGUGACGUUAACAGUUUAGAAACUUAAGUAAUAUGAACAAGAUCCUUUGAGUUGAGUCAAAAUCUGGGUGUUGUAACAAAGAAAUUAUACAUAUCUGGAAUACAUAUCCAAUCUGCUUAAUAAAUAUUAGAAGAGCUGCACAGGACACAUUUCAAUACAAUAUUUAACUGUAAUAAUACAGUUUAAUGCUGUGAAAUCCUUGCAUUUUUUACUGUGUUGCUGUGAUAUUACAGACCUUGUCGUGAUACAACAGCAGGACUUAGAUUGCAGGAUUUUACUGUAAAAUAAGAGUUAAAUGCUGUGAAAUCAAAGGAAACUGCAGUUCUUACAGGUACAGGGAAAGUUGAUUACAACAAGUUACUGUAAAAUAAUACAGUUUCUUAUUGUGGAAUGCUGGUAAUUUUUAAGUGUUCUGUUCUCAUUUAACUGCAAAUCCUGUGUUUAAAACAAUGACCUUAUAAAUAAAUGUGUAACUAAGAGUUUAAACUUAGAAUAUGAUGCAAAAAUCCAUCUAUUUCAGUCCAGCUUUGACUGAGAGACCAUCUAAAAGCUCAGAAACCUUUUACAGGGGCUCUGGAUUCAUUAGCUGAUUAGUCUCCGAGUCUAGAAUAUUCAACUUUUUAGUAAUAUUCUGAUAUUUUGAAUUUGAGCUUUUCAUAACCCAUAUUCAUCACCAUUAUAACAAAUAAAGGCUUCAAAUAUCUGGCUUUGCAUGAAAUGAGUCAAUCAUGCAUUAGUUGCACAUUUUAAGUUUAAUUACUGAAAUAAAUGAACUUUUGUACAGUA
Nothobranchius furzeri (turquoise killifish) is the source of this 5064-nucleotide messenger RNA. RefSeq names its product UDP-glucuronosyltransferase 2C1. Gene Ontology annotation, molecular function: glucuronosyltransferase activity. NCBI's taxonomy places the organism in Eukaryota, Metazoa, Chordata, Actinopteri, Cyprinodontiformes, Nothobranchiidae. The record is from RefSeq and is a predicted model, not a curated record.